AGAUCCAGGCCGGGACUGGGGGGCCAUACUGGGAGUACUGGGUUGUGUUCUAGGGUACUGGGAAGGGUUUUGGGGAACCUGGUCAGGACUGGGGGAUUUACUGGGAGCACUGGUAUCCCAGGGAGCUCAGCAGGGUCUCAGUGAGCUAAGCCGGGAGCACUGGUGUGAGCCCCAGGGUGCUGGGCAGAGUCGAGGGGAGCUGAGGAGUCCGCACUGGGAGCACUGGUGUUCCCUGGGGAGUGCCCCAGGGAGCCCAGCAGUGUCCAGGUGACCAGCAGAGGGUCUGGGGGUGCUGGGUAGGGCCUUGAACACUCCUCAGGCCCCCGCAAGCCAUGGAGUUGCUGCCCACCUUGCGCCUGGCCUGUGCCCUGCUCCUGGCUGACCUGGUGGUGCUGGCAGCGCUGGCCCGGUUGGCCUCGGCACUGGCCCGGCUGGGUCUAGUGGCCACGUGGCUGGAGGCUGGGCUGCGGCUACCAGUGCUGGUGGGGGCUGGGAGGCUUUUGGCCCCCGGAGGACCCCGGGGAGCUGCGGCCCUGGUGAGCCUGGCCCCCGCCACCUUCCUGACCCUGCGGGGCUGCCUGGAGCUGCCUGGGGCUCCACCAGUGCUGCUGGCCAUGGCCACACCGUCCUGGCUGGCACUGGCCUACGGGGCGGCCCUGCUGGCCCUGCUGACCUGGACCUCCCUGGCACCUGGGGUGGCCCUGGGGACCAAGGAGGCCAAGUACCAGGCAGCCCUGCGCCGGCAGCUGGCCCUGGCCUGGCCUGAGUGGCCCUUCCUCAGCGGAGCCUUCUUAUUCCUCGUGCUGGCUGCAUUGGGUGAGACCUCCGUGCCCUACUGCACCGGGAGGGCCUUGGACGUCCUCCGCCAUGGGGACGGCCCCACUGCCUUUGCCACUGCCAUCGGCUUUGUGUGCCUCGCCUCCGCCAGCAGUUCGCUGUUUGCCGGCUGCCGCGGGGGCCUCUUCACCUUCAUCAUGGCUCGCCUUACCCUGCGCACCCGCGACCGGCUCUUCUCUGGCCUGGUGCACCAGGACAUGGCCUUCUUCCAGGAGACCACAGCAGCCGAGCUGGCCUCCCGGCUGGCCACUGACGUGCCACUGGCGAGCAGGGUGGUGCCACUCAGUGCCAACAUCGCCCUGCGGAACCUGGGGAAGGUGCUGGGGCUCAGCGCCUUCAUGCUGGCGCUCUCACCACGCCUGACCCUGCUGGCGCUGCUUGAGGUGCCCCUUGCCAUUGUUGCACACAAGAUCUACAAUGCCCGGCACCAGAUGCUGCAGCAGGCUGUGCUGGAUGCAACAGCUGGCACUGGGGUGGUGGUGCAGGAGGCCAUCUCCUCCAUCGAGACGGUGCGGGCCUUCUCUGGGGAGGAGGAGGAAGAGCACCGCUACGACCAGGCACUGACCAAGAUGCUGAGGCUGCGGGACCAGCGGGACAUGGAGAAGGCAAUCUUCCUCCUCAUCCGGCGGGCACUGCAGCUGGCCGUGCAGGCGCUGGUGUUGUACUGUGGGCACCAGCAGCUCCGUGAGGGGACCCUCACUGCUGGCGGCCUCAUCGCCUUCAUCCUCUACCAGAAUAAUGCCGGCAGCAGUGUGCAGGCACUGGCGUACGCCUACGGCGACCUGCUGAGCAAUGUGGCAGCUGCCCACAAGAUCUUCGACUACCUGGACCGUGAGCCGGCUGUGGGCACUGGGGGCACCUGGGAGCCUGCCACACUCCAAGGCCACGUCACCUUCCAGCACGCUUCCUUUGCCUACCCCACGCGCCCUGAGCACCUUGUCCUGCAGGAUGUCUCCUUCGAGCUGCGCCCCGGUGAGGUGACAGCGCUGGCGGGGCUGAAUGGCAGCGGGAAGAGCACCUGUGCCGGGCUGCUGCAGCGCUUCUAUGAGCCCACGGCCGGGGAAGUACUGUUGGAUGGGGUGCCGCUGCGCGACUACAAGCACCGGUACCUACACCGCCAGGUGGCACUGGUGGGGCAGGAGCCCGUGCUCUUCUCUGGCUCCAUCCGGGACAACAUUGCCUAUGGCCUGGAGGGCUGCCGGGAGGAGGAGAUCAUAGCAGCUGCAGAGGCUGCUGGUGCCCUGGGCUUUAUCUCUGCACUGGACCAAGGCUUUGACACUGGGGAGAGAGGAGAUCAGCUCUCGGCGGGGCAGAAGCAGCGUGUUGCCAUUGCCCGGGCCUUGGUGCGAUGCCCCACUGUCCUGAUCCUCGACGAGGCCACCAGUGCCCUGGAUGGGGAUGGGGAUGUGGCACUGCAGCAGUGGGUGCAGAGUGGGGGGGACCGGACGGUGCUGCUCAUCACCCACCACCCGCGGAUGCUGGAGAAGGCUGACCGCGUCGUGGUGCUGGAGCAUGGCACCGUGGCUGAGAUGGGGACGCCUGCUGAGCUUGCAACCUGUGGUGGACCCUACAGCCGCCUGCUGCAGCGCUAACAACCCACAGGACAGCCAAAAACCCCCAGGGAUAGGCCACAGGGAGCAGCUGCCAGCUCCUGUCCUGGCUGCAGGAUGGGAGGUGGGGGCUGCUCCUGUUGGUGCCAGGAUUUGUAUGGAAUAAAGUGGAAACACUCCA
Messenger RNA from Cygnus atratus (black swan), 2568 nucleotides. It is a transcript of the gene TAP2, whose product is annotated as transporter 2, ATP binding cassette subfamily B member. Gene Ontology annotation, molecular function: ABC-type oligopeptide transporter activity; ATP hydrolysis activity; MHC protein binding. Gene Ontology annotation, biological process: antigen processing and presentation of endogenous peptide antigen via MHC class I; transmembrane transport. The coding region runs from base 333 to 2429 and encodes 698 amino acids. The record is from RefSeq and is a predicted model, not a curated record. The transcript has 9 exons. NCBI's taxonomy places the organism in Eukaryota, Metazoa, Chordata, Aves, Anseriformes, Anatidae. Gene Ontology annotation, cellular component: TAP complex; endoplasmic reticulum membrane.